This is a messenger RNA of Gekko japonicus, 3341 nucleotides long. It is a transcript of the gene TOPORS, whose product is annotated as topoisomerase I binding, arginine/serine-rich, E3 ubiquitin protein ligase. Gene Ontology annotation, biological process: protein polyubiquitination; protein monoubiquitination. NCBI's taxonomy places the organism in Eukaryota, Metazoa, Chordata, Lepidosauria, Squamata, Gekkonidae. The record is from RefSeq and is a predicted model, not a curated record. Gene Ontology annotation, molecular function: ubiquitin protein ligase activity; metal ion binding. The transcript has 3 exons. Bases 67 to 2922 code for a protein of 951 amino acids.
GCUCGACCGGGGCAGGGCAGGAACGGCGGCAGCCGUCGUUAUUGUUCGGUGUGUUGGCGAACGUCAAUGUGUGAACCGAGGGAGCUGCGCACCCGAGCCGUUGGCUCCAACGGCCGCCGGCGCCAGCGAUCUAAACCGAAUAUGGCACCAGCAUCAGAUGACUUUGGAUCAGAUGGCUUUUCGCCAAAUGCUGGUACAGACAGACUGCAUCAGGCAAUGGCAACAGAUACAUCUCCAGACUCUAAAUGUCCCAUAUGCUUGGACAGAUUUGAAAAUGUGGCCUACUUGAACCGUUGUUACCACAGAUUCUGCUUUCGAUGUGUGCAGGAGUGGUCCAAAAACAAAGCAGAAUGCCCACUCUGCAAGCAGCCUUUUCACUCUAUCAUCCAUAGUAUGCGGUCUGAUGACGACUUUAAGGAAUAUAUUGUACGGCCUUCAGAGAAUGGAUCUUUUGCUAGUCCAAAUGGGAGACGAUUCCGUUACAGGACUACAUUAACAAGGGAACGGCGUACAUCAGUUUUUCCACGAAGAAAUUCUUCAUCACGAAGGAUAGCAUCUCCUCCAGACAAUGGUAUAUUGUUUGAAAGCUUGUCGAGUCAACCACCAAGGCGCAGAGAUGCAGAAAUGCACCGGAUGAUGAGACGUCUUUCAUCACUGCGACAGGCUAGCUUGGAAGGUAGAUCUAUGCGACAGAUUCAAGAACAGGAGAUUAUUAACUUUCGAAGGGCUCUGUAUCGCUCUGGUAUACGUGUCAGAAACAUUGAAGAUGGAGGUCGUUAUAGAGACAUAUCUGCUGAAUUUUUUCGCAGGAAUCCUGCCUGCCUUCACAGGCUGGUUCCAUGGUUAAAGCGUGAGUUGACAGUCCUAUUUGGUGCUCAUGGUUCCUUAGUCAAUAUUGUACAACAUAUCAUCAUGAGCAAUGUGACUAGAUAUGAUGUGGAGAGCCAGGCAUUUCUUGCUGAUCUAAAACCUUUCUUACUGGAUCGCACAGAACACUUUUUACAUGAGUUCAUUAGCUUUGCACGAUGCCCUUUUAACAUAGAUGCCUAUGAUCAGCAUGCAAACUAUGAUUGUCCUGCUCCAUCGUAUGAAGAAGGAAGCCGCUCCGAUUCCUCCAUCAUUACAAUCUCCCCAGAUGAAGCGGAUUCCCGAGACCCAGAACGUAAUGCCUUCACAACUGGAAUUGGCCAGGCACCCUGGGAUGAUGAAACACCAGGCCCCUCAUACUCCAGUGCAGCAGAGCAAGUUAGUGCUUCUGUAUCAGCCACCUUGGACACUUCAGAAAGCUCCGAUGAAGAACCCUUGGCCAAUGUAUCUGAGUCACAAAUGCAGUUGCCCGCUAGUGUGGAGACAAAUGGCGACAGUGAUGGCGCCUCUGAUAACUGUGUUAUCGUUGGCUACGUGAAGCCGCUAGCAGAGAGAACACCUGAACUUGUUGAGUUGUCUUCAGACUCUGAGGGAUCAGUUGAUGAUGGUAAAAGUGAAGAUGUGAACAAAGUGCAGCCUAUCCAGUAUCACAGUUUCAGUGAUACCGAUGCCAGUGGGUAUGCAUCGCCCUACUCUUUUGGGUCUAGGGACGACAGAUCCAGUUUUAAGGGCAAUAUAUCCCUCCCAAAUAAGCUGAAAUCCAAAAGGCAUGAAAAGGAGAAAGCUAAAACAAGGGAGUCUGCUCCCAGGAAUUGGCUGCAAAGAUCUGCUGCAAAAAGAGGUGGAGGUGAUGACAAUGAUGACUAUGGAUUAUCCAAAAGGAGGAAAUCUGAAUCCUAUUCGCGACAUUCUUACAGCAGAGAACACCGUAGCAUGAAAAGUAAGAGAAAGCAUCGCAGUGUGGAAAAACGGAAAAGGAGACGGGAUUACAGCAGGCAUAAGCACAGGAGAGAUAAGAAGAAGUCGCGAGAUGAGAGUGUGUCCCGAAACAGCCAAGCGCUCUCUCUAAGUAGUGACAGCAUUGUAUCCCGAGAUCUAAGCCGAUCCAGAUCCCGAAGCAACGACUAUAGGAGAAGACGAUCAAAAAGCAAGGACAGUGACUAUUACCUAAGAGACAGUUACCAAAGCAGAUAUUACUACUAUGAAAGGCGCAGGUCAAGAAGCCGAUCCAGCAGCAGAUCUAGGACUCCUUCUAUGGGGUCAGAGAGAAUCCGAUCCGAAAAGCCCAGUGGCAAAAGGAAGUAUAAGACUCGCCAUUUAGAGAGUGCUCACAGAGGCAGCGAAGAAACCUCUUCUACUAAAGAACGAAAUGUCCUUCAGGAGCCUUUGCCGAAAUGCAAGAACGGUUACAAAAGAAAAGAUAGCUUUUCAGACGUUCAGCUGGACCCGGAGAGCCACCCCAAAAAGAGGAGGAAAAGGUCAAGAAGCCCAAGUGUGGAAAUCAUUUAUGAAGGGAAAGCCACUGAUGCUAGGCAUCAUAAGAAGAAAAGGAAAAGGGGGAAGAGAUCGCACAAAAGCCACAAAAGCUGCUCUACAUUUUCUUCACCUGUUGUCAUUACAAUUGACAGUGACAGUGGCAAGGAGCCUGAAAACCAGGGGAAUACGGAGUAUGAUAGCAGCUUUUCCUGGAGUCCCAUAGUGCCACAAAACGAGAGGGAUACAGAGUCUCUAUGCUCCCUCUUGGAAAACCGAGACUGCAGGUUUGAUGGAACUGAUGAAUCAGAAAGUAUAGACAAGGACAGUAAUGUUCCCGCCACUGCAGGAGAUACACGAGAUGAGAUUCUAGAUGGAGUUUUACAGCUCCAGGAUACCCCCAAUGGACAUACAUCUGAUGUGUCAGAUGAUCGGUCUUUUGACACAGGGAGUCAACCUCGCAAUGUAGAAGCUGAGUUAUCAAACCAGUUGCAAUCUGUCAGAACGUCUUUGCUAUUAAGACUUUCAAAGAAACUGCUUGAACAUUCACGUGCUCGGGACUCACCAGACCAGAAAGUAUAACUUUGUACAUAAUUGUUUUUAAACAAAAAAGCAGCGGGGACUCUUUCAAUUAGAUUUUUCCAAAAAGCAAAAACUAAAACAAAAACCACACUCUUGUGGUUUGUUUGCUAAAGUUUAUGAAAUUACUUCUGUGCGAAGUAUCUCUCAUCCUUGAAUUUUUGCACUUAAAUCCAUGAAUGUUGCUUGCAGUUUUUGAACUACAUGUUAAACAAUUUCCUGUGUCACAAAACAAUACUGUAAUAUUCCUCUGUAAUAUAGAUCCCCUGAUAUGUCACUGUUUUUAAAAUUGUAAAGUUAGGACAUAAUUUUGAUGGUUGCAUUUUUUAUUCAUGUAAAGGAAAAAAAGAAAUUCAGGUUUCAUUUUGCCAUAGCCUUGAUUUAUAUAGGUUACUUUGCUCUGGGCCAGUAAGGAUCCAUGA